Sorex araneus (European shrew) is the source of this 1191-nucleotide messenger RNA. Its product is annotated as pre-mRNA-splicing factor RBM22-like. The record is from RefSeq and is a predicted model, not a curated record. NCBI's taxonomy places the organism in Eukaryota, Metazoa, Chordata, Mammalia, Eulipotyphla, Soricidae. Gene Ontology annotation, molecular function: U6 snRNA binding; pre-mRNA binding; metal ion binding. Gene Ontology annotation, cellular component: Prp19 complex; U2-type catalytic step 1 spliceosome; U2-type catalytic step 2 spliceosome.
AUGACCUCGCUGGGCUUCAAUGCACCCAACAGGCAGGACUGGGAGGUCGAGGACUUCCCGAUUCUGUGCCAGACGUGUCUUGGAGAAAACCCGUAUGUCCGGAUGACCAAAGAAAAGUACGGGAAGGAAUGCAAGAUCUGUGCCAGACCAUUCACAGUAUUUCGCUGGUGUCCUGGAGUUUGCAUGCGUUUCAAGAAAACCCAAGUGUGCCAGACCUGCAGCCAACUAAAGAACGUCUGUCAGACCUGCCUGUUGGGCCUGAGGUACGGCCUGCCCGUCCAGGUUCGUGACGCAGGGCUGUCAUUGAAGGAGGAUCUGCCCAAGUCAGAAGUUAACAAGGAGUACCACAUGCAGAAUGUGGGGAGAGAGAUUUCUAACUCAGAUGGAACAGGGCCUGUCGGCGUGCUCAGGAAACCCGCCGGCCCCAGGAAUACGCUUCUCAAGCUGGCACGAACGAAACCUUAUUACAAAAGAAAUCGCCCCCGUAUCUGCUCCUUCUGGGUGAAAGGAGAGUGUAAGAGAGGAGAGGAGUGUCCGUACCGACACGAGAAGCCCACAGGUCCAGAUGACCCCCUUGCUCAUCAGAAUAUUCAAGACCGGUACUAUGGGGUCCAGGACCCUGUGGCAAACAAACUGUUAACACGGGCAUCAACGAUGCCCAGUCUGGACCCGCCCGAGGAUAAGACUAUCACCACAUUCUAUGUGGGUGGUCUGGGAGACGCCGUGACUGCGACAGAUCUGAGGGAUCGUUUCUCUCAGUUUGGAGAGACCCGGGCGGUGACUGUCUCACAGAGACUGCAGUGUGCUCUUGUUCAGUUUGUCACCAGGCAGGCUGCAGAGGUGGCUGCUGACGUGUCCUUUAAGAAGCUGAUCGUCAACGGCCGGAGGCUCCACGUGAGGUGGGGAAAGGACAAGGGUGGAGCCACAGGUGCUGGGAUCGAGCUAGAGCCUGUCCCGGGGCUGCCAGGAACACUUCCUCCUCCUCUUCCUGCAGAAAAAGAAUCCUCUGCCAGCUACUUCAACCCACCCCCAGGUGGUCCUCUAGCUGUGGUGAACAUCACCUCUCCCCCCCCCCCGCUUUUGGGGCCACACCUGUUCCACCCGAUGGGACCACUCCCUCCUUUCAUGAGGGCUCCAGGACCAAUCCAUUAUCCUGCUCAGGACCCUCAGAGGAUGGGAGCUCAGCCUUGA